CCGGGGCGGGGACACACAAACCCGGAAGUAGUGGAGAGACUGGCGGAGAGUUGGGGUGUAAGUUGUAGGCCUUGGUUUUCCCUUGUGUGCAGGUUCCCCCGCCGCCGCCGCCGCCGCCGCCGCCGCCAUGGGGAAACGACAGCACCAGAAGGACAAGAUGUACAUUACCUGUGCUGAAUAUACUCACUUCUAUGGUGGCAAAAAGCCAGAUGUCCCUCAAACGAAUUUUCGUCGUUUACCUUUUGACCACUGCAGUCUCUCCCUACAGCCCUUUGCCUACCCAGUCUGCACUCCAGAAGGCGUCGUCUUUGACUUGCUGAACAUUGUUCCAUGGCUUAAGAAGUAUGGGACCAACCCCAGCAAUGGAGAGAAACUUGACGGGCGAUCCCUCAUCAAGCUGAACUUUGCCAAGAACAGCGAAGGGAAGUACCACUGCCCGGUGCUGUUCACUGUGUUCACUAACAACACCUACAUUGUGGCCAUCAAGACUACUGGCAACGUCUACGCCUAUGAGGCAGUGGAGCAGUUAAACAUCAAGGCCAAGAACUUCCGGGACUUGCUGACUGACGAGCCCUUCUCUCGGCAGGAUAUCAUCACCCUCCAGGACCCCACCAAUUUGGACAAGUUCAAUGUCUCCAACUUCUUCCAUGUUAAGAAUAACAUGAAAAUAAUAGAUCCAGAUGAGGAAAAGGCCAAGCAGGACCCAUCUUACUAUUUGAAAAACACAAACACUGAGACCCGAGAGACACUGCAGGAGCUCUACAAGGAGUUCAAAGGGGAUGAGAUUUUGGCAGCCACCAUGAAGGCCCCUGAGAAGAAGAAAGUGGACCAACUGAAUGCUGCUCACUAUUCCACCGGGAAGGUCAGUGCAUCCUUCACCUCUACUGCCAUGGUGCCAGAGACCACGCACGAAGCAGCUGCCAUCGACGAGGACGUACUGCGCUACCAGUUUGUGAAGAAGAAGGGCUACGUGCGGCUGCACACUAACAAGGGCGACCUCAAUCUGGAGCUGCACUGUGACCUGACACCAAAAACCUGUGAAAACUUCAUCAAGCUCUGCAAGAAGCACUAUUAUGAUGGCACCAUCUUUCAUAGAUCUAUCAGGAACUUUGUGAUCCAGGGUGGGGACCCUACAGGCACAGGCACAGGAGGGGAGUCGUACUGGGGAAAGACCUUCAAAGAUGAGUUCCGGCCCAACCUCUCACACACGGGCCGAGGCAUCCUCAGCAUGGCCAACUCAGGGCCCAACACCAACAAGUCCCAGUUUUUCAUCACCUUCCGUUCCUGUGCAUACUUGGACAAGAAGCACACCAUCUUUGGACGGGUUGUUGGGGGCUUUGACACACUGACAGCUAUGGAGAAUGUGGAGAGUGACCCCAAGACAGAUCGCCCUAAGGAGGAGAUCCGCAUCGAUGCCACCACUGUGUUCGUGGACCCCUACGAGGAGGCUGAUGCCCAGAUUGCUCAGGAGCGGAAGACGAAGCCUGAAGUGACCCCAGAGGACAAGAUGAAGAACAGCCAGCCCCAGCCUGGGAGCCAGGGCCCCCAGACAUACCGUCAGGGAGUGGGCAAGUACAUCAACCCGGCAGCCACGAAACGCGUGGCAGAGGAAGAACCAUCAACCAGUACAGCUGCCCCUGUAGCCAAGAAGAAGUCCAGCUGGGGUUUUGGGGACUUCAGCUCCUGGUAGCAGCAGCCCACACAGAAUCCAGGAAUUCUGCUCUCUAACCAGGUCAUGAGAGAAGCAGGACCCUCGCAACCCUCAGUCCCUGGAACAGCCCUGAGACCUUGAUGUGGCCACUGCAGGACAUCAGGCCCAUCCCUCCAUAUUAAGGAACAGCCUCCCCACAGUGAGCAGCAAGUAACGGAGAAGUCUGACAUAGGAAGCUUUAUUUAUAAACCUCACACGGACACAGGACCAAGGCUGGCUGUGUGGUCAGGGGGAGAGGACAGGCUGAAGGUGAGACAUGUGCUCGAGCUUGGCAGUCCUGUCCUCAAGGUGGACUUUCCAGCUGCUUCCAGGCUGCCAUCCAGUGUCCUCCUGCCCAGCAGCCCCAUCAGCCACCUGCGCCUGCCUUGCGGGGAGGAAGGAGAGGGCCCAGUCCAUGCCCUCGCUUGCCCUUCAGGCCUUUGACAAAAGAGGGUUGACAUUUUUGUAGUUCGUUUUAGAGCUUUCUAGAUAUUAAAACCACAAGGAUUUUAUAAUUGCCUGAUAUGGUCAUCAGGUAAAAUAAAGGACUUUGGGGGAAAAAAAAUCUCAUUUCUGAUCCUUUCAAAUAUCUGACAGAUGCCAUCAAUAAGCAUUAAGGUAUAAAAAUACUGUGUUUAUAUAUAAAACAGCAACAAAGAACUGCAUUUCUAAAGCAAAUGUACUGUGCCAGAGGAGACUACAAAUGUAUUCAUAAUCCUGGCAUUACUUGCCACUGUUCUCAAGGAAAUACUUUAAAUAAUUUAAAUAAGAGUCACAGGAUAUUUAUCGUUUGGGAAUUUGAGAGUGUGGAACAGCAUUCCAGCACUUCACCAGCACAUCUGGUUAGUCUUGGAUCACUUCCCCUGAAGCCAGCUCAUGGUCAGUUCAUUUGGUUUAAAAAGGAGCUUGUAUUUUGCGGAAGAAAGUACAAAACAAGCCGUAAGAAUACCAGUAAAAAGUUCUCAGUCAGCGCCAUCACAAAAGACAAUACAAAAAUGAAAGUGCUCAAACUGAAGGAGCAGUAAACUCGCCCAGAACAUAGAAAAGCUUUAAAUAUAAUCUUACUAUAUAUAUACAUAAACUGGUUGGAAGAACUCUAGAAAAUUUGCUCUGUAAUUUCAGUGAAGCAUCCGUGACAACGAGCCCACCCAUUUCCCUUGGUCCGCUGAGGCUCUGGCCUAAGUUCCCACUCUCAAGAGGCAUGAAGAUCGGAAGGGAGCGUCAUCUUACUUUCACUGACUAGUGCUCGCUCGUCUGUCAGGGAAGCUGCCUUUUCGCCCCUGUUCCCAUUUCAGCCAGUGGAGUGAAGAAGCGGUCUUCGGAUUGCAGAGCGUGGCAGCAGGAACACCACUGGCUGGAGCAAUUCCUUGCUUGGGAUGCCUGGGGGGGGAACCCUCGGCCACUUCAUAUUGCUAACUUAGGACUAUAGGGACAGCCAGGCCAAUGUGUCUGCAGGGAACUAGCUCUGGGAGACAGCAGCCUGCUGGACCACAGCCACAGGCAAAGGCUUACAGGCCAUGCCACGAUGUCCUCUAAGGUGAGGAUGUAAAGGAACAUGUCACUGUUGAUCCUGCUGAGCUGAAGCAUCUGUUAUGCUCCGCUGGGCCACGGACAGUGACACUCCCCACCUUCCCAGGCCAGGUUUUGGGCAAAGGAAUGGCACCAAAAGGGAAGCUUGGGGCAAGCAGUGAGCUGGAGCCAGCUGGCAGCUGAGUGCCUAUAAUGGCCACAGCCUGUGGGCCUGGGCUGGGGACAAGGAGCUAAAACUGAGUGGGAAGUCACUUUCUUAUCCUCAGCCAGCUUGCUUUUGCUGUCACUAGACCAGCCGUGUCCACGGCAGUGUCAGCUGUCCCAGCCAGGCCAGGGCUAUCCUCUCUGCCUCCUUUGGCCCCUUUUUCUUGUCCCUCUGCCCUGAGUUGGUACACAGUUUGGUUUUGGAAAACCAAAACUUCACUGGGAACUUUUUCUGGCUUUCAUUCUCUUCAAAUUGAUCUGCAGAGGCCCAAGAGGAUAGCAGGCCAUGACCUAAAAUCCAGCGACAGAAAUGCAGGUCUUGGGGGACUGCAUAGACAGGCUCCUCUGGGUCAGGCCACUCGAUGGGCAGGCAGGGAGGGGGCCUCCUGCAGCAAACCAAACAUCUUCUUUACAGUAUUUAGCCCUGCUUUAACUCUGACCCUUUCUGAAAAAAAUUUAAUAUAGUAGACUUGCAAGUUUUAAGGUUUUUUCCUGCUGGUUCUGGCAAACCUUUCAUUAGGCAAAAUGAAUUCUUUUUCUUCAAGUACAUCCAGGGUCAACAAUGAAGUUGGACUUAACAUUGGUCCAGAAUGCCAUUCUCUAACAUCCCGGGUCAGCCACUCAGCAAGUCUGGACAUGUGAGCAUCUGUCAGCACCACGGGCACAGUCUCCUUAGUGACUGGGCUUCUGCAGGCCCCCAGGAUGGGCUUCCUUAGGGACUAGUUCACUUGCUUUCUAGAUAAUGGCUUAAAUAAAUAAAUAAGACAUUUGUUAACAUAGUUCUCUAUUUAUAGCUUAUCUAAAAUGCUACCAGUGGUGGCCUCUGUUUUUCAACAGGCUUAAAAACAAUGUUCUUUGUGUAUAAAUUUGUUGACUGCUUCUGGAAGAUUCUUAAAUGGAUACUGUAUCUUCACAGUUCAUCUGCAGAAAAAUAACCAAUGCGUAGUUUCAAGAAUUAGGGGGAAACUGUAGUAGUUUCCUCUUUAAAAAAAAAAAAAGUGAUGUGACACUUGCUGUUGAAGGAGACCUGUCUCUGGUCUGAGAGACUUGGUCUGUACUGACUGUGAGAGACAGCCACACUGCAUGGAAGGCAUGAGUUAAGAGAAAGAACUAACUUGCCAGGUAAGUUGUCAGUUGGUUAAUUUGUUCUCUAGAACUUGAGAAGUUAAAAAAAGAACACUAAAAACUUGCAGCAACAACUGUAUACAUGAAGAGGACACAGAUGGGGACACCUUACCCACAGAAAUGGCUCAGAGAGGCCUCUGGGUGUCGCAGCGUGGCUAGCCUGCAAGAUUAAGUUCAAGAAGUAUUGCCGUCCAGGAUGCUCUAUGUCUCCAUUAUAUUCAGUCUCUUUCACAAAACAGUAUUUAAAGGAGAAUGGGACAUUUCCACUUUACUCCCAGCCAUUGUCUUUGAUCAUGUGGGCAAGCUCAAUAAUAAAUUUUCCUUCCUUAUA
Molecule: messenger RNA, 4880 nt
Organism: Cavia porcellus (domestic guinea pig)
Lineage: Eukaryota; Metazoa; Chordata; Mammalia; Rodentia; Caviidae
Gene: Ppil2
Product: peptidylprolyl isomerase like 2
Exons: 21
Coding region: 128-1690 (520 amino acids)
Biological process (GO): protein peptidyl-prolyl isomerization; protein folding; protein polyubiquitination
Cellular component (GO): catalytic step 2 spliceosome
Molecular function (GO): ubiquitin protein ligase activity; peptidyl-prolyl cis-trans isomerase activity
Source: RefSeq, a predicted model, not a curated record